This is a messenger RNA of Emys orbicularis (European pond turtle), 1278 nucleotides long. RefSeq names its product beta-1,3-galactosyltransferase 2. The record is from RefSeq and is a predicted model, not a curated record. The coding region runs from base 1 to 1278 and encodes 425 amino acids. The transcript has a single exon. Lineage: Eukaryota; Metazoa; Chordata; Testudines; Emydidae. Gene Ontology annotation, cellular component: Golgi membrane. Gene Ontology annotation, molecular function: N-acetyl-beta-D-glucosaminide beta-(1,3)-galactosyltransferase activity.
AUGUACAACAUGCUUCAGUGGAGAAGACGACACUGCUGUUUUGCAAAAAUGACGUGGAAUACCAAAAGGUCUCUGUUUCGCACCCAUCUUAUUGGUCUGUUUUCUCUCGUGUUUCUUUUUGCUAUGUUUCUGUUCUUUAAUCAUCAUGACUGGCUGCCAGGCAGGGCUGGAUUCAAAGAAAAUCCUGUGGCUUACACUAUUCGAGGAUUUAGGUCUACAAAAAGCGAGACAAACCACAGCUCUCUGAGGAAUAUUUGGAAGGAUACAGUCCCUCAGACUCUUAGGCCUCAGACAGUCACUAAUUCCAACAACACUGACCUGUCACCACAAGGAGUAACUGGUUUAGAGAAUACACUCAGUGCCAAUGGAAGUAUUUACAAUGAGAAAGGUACUGGACAUCCAACUUCAUAUCAUUUUAAGUAUAUAAUAAAUGAGCCCGAAAAAUGCCAGGAGAAGAGUCCUUUUCUAAUACUACUCAUAGCUGCAGAACCAGGCCAAGUGGAAGCUAGACAAGCUAUUCGGCAAACGUGGGGUAAUGAAAGCCUGGCACCGGGUAUCCAAAUUGUUCGCAUUUUUUUGCUGGGCUUAAGCAUUAAACUAAAUGGAUACCUCCAACGUGCCAUACUGGAGGAAAGCAGACAAUACCAUGACGUUAUUCAACAAGAAUAUUUAGACACUUAUUAUAACUUAACCAUUAAAACUCUUAUGGGGAUGAACUGGGUUGCCACCUACUGUCCAAAUGUUCCCUAUGUUAUGAAAACUGACAGUGAUAUGUUUGUCAAUACUGAGUAUUUAAUACAUAAGCUUCUGAAGCCAGAACUGCCUCCAAGGCACAAAUAUUUUACAGGUUACCUAAUGAGAGGGUAUGCACCUAAUAGGAACAAGGACAGCAAGUGGUAUAUGCCACCUGAUCUGUAUCCAAGUGAGCGUUAUCCUGUAUUCUGCUCAGGAACUGGUUAUGUCUUUUCUGGAGAUUUGGCAGAAAAGAUAUUUAAAGUCUCUUUAAGCAUCAGACGCUUGCACUUAGAGGAUGUAUAUGUGGGGAUCUGUCUUGCCAAGUUGCGAAUUGACCCUAUGCCCCCACCCAAUGAGUUUGUCUUCAAUCACUGGCGAGUUUCUUAUUCCAGCUGUAAAUAUAGCCACCUAAUUACCUCCCAUCAGUUCCAGCCUAGUGAACUCAUCAAAUACUGGAACCACUUACAACAAAAUAAGCACAAUGCCUGUGCCAAUGCAGCAAAAGAAAAAGCUGGCAGGUAUCGCCAUCGUAAACUGCAUUAA